Gigantopelta aegis is the source of this 645-nucleotide messenger RNA. RefSeq names its product agrin-like. The coding region runs from base 96 to 527 and encodes 143 amino acids. The record is from RefSeq and is a predicted model, not a curated record. Lineage: Eukaryota; Metazoa; Mollusca; Gastropoda; Neomphalida; Peltospiridae. Gene Ontology annotation, molecular function: protein binding. The transcript has 5 exons.
GGCAGGGUGUGGUUCACAUGACACGAAAUCCUAAUCGGUGACACAGUUUAAAAGUAGAUUCUCUCCAAUUUGAUCAAAGACAUUUAAAAAAAAAAAUGUGGAAGCUUAUUGUGUUCUGUUGCCUUGUUGCAGUGUGCCUCAGCCAAACUGCAGUGGAUUUGACCAUCAUUUGCAAGUAUGUCUCUAUACUCAACUGCAACCUGUUUGCAAACCACGAAGUCUGUGCUAGCAACAACAUCACAUAUGACAGCCACUGUAUGUUUUCCAAAGCACAUUGCCAGGACAGAAAUUUGCACCUGACUUACAACACGUCAUGCAGUGAUGCCGGACACAAGGAUGGGGGGAGCCACGGCAGCCAGACCACGUAUGAGUUCUUCUGCAGAAAUCUUCUACACACACACUGUGGCACCGACAUGGAGAUAGUCUGUGCGUCCGACGGGAAGACAUACAAUAACUUCUGUCUCUUUGAGAAGGCACGUUGUAACGACAGAAACAUAUUUAUAAAAGAAUACAACGCAUGUGCGUAAAGAAAGAAAAACACACGUUCGUUGCUGACUGUGCAGCAGAGUUGGGAGUUCAGAUACUUAUACCAAGACAGUAUCAAAUUUGUACUGCUACAAACAGCAAUAAAUACAAUACAGAGUU